Messenger RNA from Fusarium redolens, 1457 nucleotides. RefSeq lists its product as uncharacterized. The coding region runs from base 437 to 1387 and encodes 316 amino acids. The record is from RefSeq and is a predicted model, not a curated record. The transcript has 5 exons. NCBI's taxonomy places the organism in Eukaryota, Fungi, Ascomycota, Sordariomycetes, Hypocreales, Nectriaceae.
ACGUGAGAGAACAAAAGCCCUUGUUUCCCGCUUUAUCUGGCUUAUAGCCUGUCCCUUAUUUCUUCUUGGGCGUCCUGGCUACCAACUUUGACGUAACAUAGGUUGCUCAGCUCGAUCACCAAGUGGUGCGUUCGGCUAAUAUUUUUUCCAAAGUAUAUUGUCGGCGUUGGCAAAACAUUUUUGGAACUCUUUUUGCCAUGGGAGUGAGGCACCUGGUUGAUUGCUGGUGGCCACGGGAAGCUGCAGUGCCAACAUGGAAGGCGCUGAUUCACAGCAAAGCCAUAGGCGCUGGCUUCUUUUCGUAACACCAGGCAGGAGCCUUUCCUUCCCACACUCAGCCUGAUCGCCUAAUAUUCACAUUCUCUUCUCCCCAACUCCGCACAUCAAGGAAUUCAACGUGCAACAUUUCGGCUUCCUAUUUUUAUUCCACUUCAACAUGGCAGUAUUGGACGAGGUUCCUCAUGUCACUACACGUAUUCGAGUGGCCGGGGAGCUCGCGACAGAAUACGAUCCCCUUGACGGUCAAGAGACCGUGGUCAGCCUUGACAAAGAAGGCUCCAAGAUCCCUGCAAAAACUUGCUAUAUCGAGUCCAAGUCAGGUGCUGAGUUUGUCAUCGACAUCACGGUCUCUGACAAGUAUCAAUUUCCCUAUUCCCACGACUCCUUUAUCGCCCAUGUUUACAUCGAUGGCCAGUGGAUGACUGCUCGGCGUAUCAAGACCCUCUUGUUUCCUGGCCGGCCAAGAACUGUGGCCAUCUCAUCUGCUGAGUUCUUAGCAGAAGAACAGAGGAGAGAAGCAGUGGUCAGCAAGUUUAUCUUUGCCCCUGUCACGAAAACUUCCGAUCACACGAGCGAUGAUAGGCUCAAGAGUGACAUUAAACGUGCGGAAACCUUGGGGACAAUCCAUCUGCGCCUUGAAACAGGCCGAUGCGAAGGAACAAUGCACUGGGAACCACCUAGCUGGCACGGUGGACGAGAGGUCAAGUUGGCGGAAAAGGCGCUGAAAGGCAAGGCAAUAAGCCAUGCAACCUCAUUGGCUGAAACGACGGAGAAACCCAGUACGUACUCAUUAGACAUUAGAGACAAGCGCCUGGUGGGGGAAAUCUUCUUUCGUUACCGAUCUUACCCCCUUCAACAUGAGAUGAUUAUUCCACGUACUCCGUCAUCUAAGCCCUCAGCUACAACUAGCCUCGAUGAAAAUGAACUUUCUCACCUCUCUGAGAGGGACAUUCGCCGUCUCGCUCUGGAAAGACUGCAUGACACUCAGGUCAAGGAUGAGUUUUCUCAGGUCAAACGGGAAGCAGAGGAAGACCCCCGUACGCCUCGACAAUGGAAGUUUGUGAGACUGGAGGAUGGGAAAGAGGCUGUCGAUCUGACAGAUGAUUGAUCUCAAUAUGGAAAACCUUUUCCUCGUCUUGCUAGCGGUCAUGUUAUAUAGAGCCAUUAUGGUUUUGGCU